Pseudomassariella vexata is the source of this 1783-nucleotide messenger RNA. RefSeq lists its product as uncharacterized. The transcript has a single exon. Lineage: Eukaryota; Fungi; Ascomycota; Sordariomycetes; Amphisphaeriales; Pseudomassariaceae. Bases 140 to 1426 code for a protein of 428 amino acids. The record is from RefSeq and is a predicted model, not a curated record.
UGUUGGACACCAGCACGACAUUUUAUCAUACACUCAUUUUUUACAUCAAACCCCCAUUCAGUUCCCACUUGAUUCCGAUCUUUUUUUCAAUUGACAGAACUUUCUUCAAUCAGCCACUUAUCAAACCAAUUUGAUCACUAUGGCAGGCGUCGCCCCUGGUCCAACACUCACCCCAGGGUUAGAUUUCAGCGGUCAAUCCUACAGAGAUCUCGCAAAGAAUGCAGAUGCCACCAUCACUCGGGCUCAUGAAAUCAUCAAAGAGAAACUACCUGUCCUAGGCCAACUCAAGGCGCUCCUCUCGCUGACCUUUGGCGACCGCACCCCAGUCUUCGUUGACGCCCGCUCAGGAGAAGCCAAGUUCCUCGAGGACUGCUCCGACGAGCCCGACACGAAGGUGACCAUCAAGCCCGAGUACAUCGUGCAAUUUUACGAGGGCAAGCUUGAGCCCCGUUACGGCAUCUUCAAGGAUGCCUUCUUUCACGUAGCCUCGAUGCCCCAGGGCAACAUCCCCGUAGCCAUCAAGUUCGGCGACCUACUGACCCCCUUCCCCCCCUGCCCCCCCAAGAAAGUCACACCCGUGGCCUUCCCCCGUCUCCCCCAGCCAACAGAAGACAUCGAACAAGUCAAACGCGACAUCCAAGAAUUCGGCUACGGCCUCGUCAAGAACGCCCUCACCCCCUCCCAAGUCUCCAUCUUGAAAACCGCCGUGCAAGAGCAAGCCGCCGGCGAGCGCGCCGCCGGCGUAGCCCGAGCGGACGGCGGUCCGAACGGCCCCAACCAGCGCAUCUGGACUCUAAUCAACAAAGGCGACGAGUUCCUCGACCUGCUCAACCACCCGCUCAUCGACGAUAUCGUGCCGUGGUUCCUAGGCGAUCACGCGCUGAUCCACAGCUACAGCGCCAAUAUCGCCCGGCCGGGAAACGAGCCCAUGCAAUUGCACACGGAUCAAAUUGCUAUCCAGCCGCCUAUUCGGGACAUGGCGUUCGGACUGAACAUCAUGUGGUACCUCGAGGACGUGACCAACCGCAACGGUGGGACGCGUGUCUUCCCCUCUUCGCACCUGGGGCAGGUCGCUCCCGAUGACUUGUUCACCGUCGAUGGCACGGUGGCGGCAGAGGGCCCCUCAGGGACGGCGCUCGUGUUCGAGAGUCGGCUUUGGCAUGCUACGGGACCGAAUCGGGAGGAGAAGGGAGAGAGGCCCGUGAUUUUGAUAUUUUUUAUGAGGUCGUUUAUCAGACAGCAGGAGAACAAUUUCUUGUCGCUGCGCAAGGACGUAGAGGCUAGGUUGUCCGAUCGGCAUAAGCGACUUUUGGGGUUUUGUACCACGGGGGCGUUGGGUGGGAUUGAGGGGGAGGUUAGGGAGGGGAUUUAUGUUUCGAGGAAGGAUGACUGUGUGGGGAGGAUACGGGCGCCGCAUGAGGGAUAGGGGGGAGGCUAUAGGCAAGCUCGUGAGAGAAGAUAUAUGAGAUAGAGAUAGACCAUUCUGGUUCUAUUCAAAUGAAACUUAUCUGUAGUGCAGCGAGGGAUUCUUCGGGAAGCUGGUUUGAGUCCUGGAGCCGGUUCCGUUGACUUGUGUGAUUUCAGGGGUGUGUUCCAGGGUGGGUUUGCUGCGCUGGGGUUCCGCUCCAUCGGGACAACCCGAGUCGAUAAAUCGGAAAUGGAGGAUACCACGCUUGAGUUAGCACUUGGAGUGUAUGACGACGCUUACUUUGGUCGACAGCAAGCUACUUGUUGCAUUGCGUAAAGCUGCCCUCACCGUGCUGCGGCUCAUAAACCUGUUGAU